AUGGCUAGUAUUCGCAAAUACCCGGUGCUGUCGCGCCAAAGCACCCUGGCUCAAUUGCCCCCUGAGUCCACCAUCGACGCUGAAGCCCAGAUCGCCAAGCUCCUCUCGACCACCUCACCCAGUCGUCUCGUCGUGCUUGAUGACGACCCCACUGGCACCCAAACCUGCCAUGACAUCGCUGUCCUUACCGUAUGGGACAUUGACACCCUUGUCAAGGAGUUCCGCCAACCGUCCGGCGGGUUCUUCAUCCUGACUAACUCGCGCGCUUUUCCCGCCAGCGAAGCCGAGCAGCUGAUCCGCACCAUCUGCGAGAACGUCGCCGAAGCCGCCGCACGCACCCAUCAGACAGUGGACAUCGUCCUCCGCGGUGACAGCACGCUGCGCGGCCACUUCCCCCUCGAAGCCGACGUCGCGCAGUCGGUGUUCGGCCCCGCCGCAGCCAUCAUCCUCGCCCCCUUCUUCUUCCAAGGCGGCCGCCUCACCAUCAACGACGUACACUACGUCGCCGAGGGUGACUCACUCGUUCCUGCGGGCACCACCCCGUUCGCGCGCGAUGCCACCUUCGGAUUCCACAGUUCCGACCUCAGGGACUACGUGAUGGAGAAAGCACCGGGACGGUUCAGCCCCCAGGACAUCCACUCGAUCACCAUCGAGGAUAUUCGUCUCGGAGGACCGGAAGUCGUGUGCGAGAAGAUGCGACAGAUUCCCGAAGGCAAUGUGGUAAUCGUGAACGCCGCCGCGGAGUCGGAUAUGCAUGUUUUUGUCGCCGGGUUACUUCUGGCCAAAUCCCAAUCCCCGUCCGCAAAACCCUACCUCCACCGCACGGCCGCCUCGUUCGUCUCCACCCGCCUCUCCAUCCCCACCAUUUCCCCCCUCACAGCAACCGCUCUCGACCUCCCGCACCCCAAAAGUACAGGGGGGCUCAUCCUGGCCGGCUCGUACGUGCCCAAGACCACCGCGCAACUCAAGUCUCUAACGGACCGCCACGGGCCGACGGGCACCAACGCCCUCGCCAUCCUGACCCUCGAUGUCCCUGCGCUCCUUACCCAGCCUACCCCUUCUCCCAUCGCCAACGCCACCGAUGACAAGACCCCCAGAAUUCACACCGCAAUGGCAGACCUCGUUACCCACAUCCAGACGUCCUUGCAAGCAGGGAAGGACACCUUGGUGAUGACGAGUCGGGAUCUCGUGACCGGUGACGGAGGAGGGGAGAGUCUAAAGAUCGGAGGAAGAGUGGCAGAGGCUUUAGUGGAGGUGUUGAGGGGGGUGGUCGCUGGGGUAAGGCCGCGGUAUAUUGUUGCUAAGGGUGGGAUCACUUCGUCCGAUGCGGCAACGAAAGGACUGGAGAUCAGGCGCGCCAUGGUGGUCGGCCAGGCGGCGCCGGGAGUGCCAAUUUGGCGUUGCGAUGAGCCAACCUCGCGACAUGCGGGGAUUCCGUUUGUGGUAUUCCCGGGUAAUGUCGGUGGGGAGGGAACAUUGUGUGAGCUGGUUGAGGCGUGGAGUUGA
Molecule: messenger RNA, 1506 nt
Organism: Aspergillus fijiensis CBS 313.89
Lineage: Eukaryota; Fungi; Ascomycota; Eurotiomycetes; Eurotiales; Aspergillaceae
Exons: 3
Coding region: 1-1506 (501 amino acids)
Source: RefSeq, a predicted model, not a curated record